Labrus bergylta (ballan wrasse) is the source of this 624-nucleotide messenger RNA. NCBI's taxonomy places the organism in Eukaryota, Metazoa, Chordata, Actinopteri, Labriformes, Labridae. The record is from RefSeq and is a predicted model, not a curated record.
AUGCUCAGUCCUGCAGGUGGACUCUGGCUCGUCUCGCUCUUGCUGCUGCUGAACACGUGCAGCUCAGCUGUUCACAAUGACGCCACAGAGUCCAUCAGUUCUGACCCGGUUGAGGAGACCCAGGAGGACCCGGUCCAGGAAGACUUGAACCAGGCGAGGAACGGUGGGAGACGGUCACCUGACCCUGUGCAAACAGGUCCGGACCAGAGCCAGGUGGGCUGCAGGGAGCUCCGGUCCACAAAGUACAUCUCAGACGGUCAGUGCACCAGCAGCAACCCCAUCAAAGAACUGGUCUGUGCUGGUGAGUGUCUGCCAGUCCACCUGCUGCCAAACUGGAUUGGGGGCAGGGCGUAUAAAGGGAGAUACUGGAGCCGCAGUGAUGCCCAGGAGUGGCGCUGCGUUAUAGACCGCAGCAGGACACAGCGGAUCCGGCUGGAGUGCCAGGAUGGCACCUCCAGGACCUACAAGAUCACCGUGGUGACGUCCUGCAAGUGCAAGAGGUACUCCAGAGACCACAACCACUCGGCACACAAAGACACACCAGUCCACAAAAAGAGGAAGAAUCAGAGGAAGGCCACCACCCCAGAAGAUCAAGCACAGACACUGUCUGACAACCAAGACUAA